This is a messenger RNA of Periconia digitata, 1453 nucleotides long. NCBI's taxonomy places the organism in Eukaryota, Fungi, Ascomycota, Dothideomycetes, Pleosporales, Periconiaceae. The record is from the annotation of a GenBank genome assembly.
UCUGUCCGUCUCUCCACCUAUCCACUUGAAUAUAAUCACUGUCGUCCAACAUGUCCCCCGACGCCGCCCUACGUCUUCCUAGCCAACCCUAGUGGCGCCAUUCGCAGCUGGGCGCUCGCAAAAUCAGGAAUCCCUCUUUGCGACCGACAGCCCCGAAUCUCCUCACCACUCCCUCUUUCCUCUCUUCCCGCCAGGCAUGCUUACCUCGUCGUCGCCAACCGUCUCAGCACCCCCCUCGCCCUCGGCCGCCUUCCACCAGAACCACCCCCACUCCCGCUCCUCCUACCAUGCCGCCUCGAGACGGACACGCUCUCCCAGAUUCCCCGUAGCCUCCACCACCGCAACGCGCCGCGACAUACCUACCUCGCCUCUGGCUCCCUCGCCCGUGCCGCCGUACCCCCAAUCGCCCUCCCACAAGAGGAAAGGAUACCAAGACUCGGGCACCCAGUACACCCCACCAGGCUAUCCUCCUACAUAUCGUCCCGCCCCGCAACCCGACGACCGGAGCACCACCUUGGUGUCUCUCCCUGCACCAUCUACAUCCACCUCCCAAGUCGAGCGGGGGGAUCCCUCCGCCGAAGUUGUCGCCACGGAACCUCCAGAACCUCUGCUGCGGAUUGACCCGCAACCUGCAGUGUCUGCCCAGCAUGAUCCGUCUGGGGCUAGAGAGUUGAAGGAAUCAGGGGAGUCGAAACAGCCAAGAGACGAGGACGCGGGCGACGACGUGGUGUCAGAGGCUACGGGGCGGGAGCAGUCUUCACUCCAAAACCUAAGACAGAGUGUGGCAAGCACUCUCAUGCCACAGUCUUCCCCGGCCAAAAGGGCGCGGCCGCUGUCCCAAAGUGUCAAAGUGAUGCCGUUGCAGUACGAAACGUGUGAUGUGAAGGACCUGGGCGUUCUAAUAUCGGAUAUGCUGAUGGAGCUGGUGCGUCUGAACGACGAUUUCCCGCUUCGCGACGGGCAUCUCACCCGUUUCCAUUCUAGGGCACCGCCUGCCAUAUCCGUCAGAGAUUACCUGGUACGGUUAAUCGUGCAUGCAACUCUAUCUCCGCCUAUCCUGUUAUCCAUGGUCUUUUAUGUCGAUAAACUUUGCACCAUGUAUCCCGCUUUCACGAUUAGCAGUCUAACCGUCCACCGCUUCCUCAUAACGGCAGCCACAGUAGCAGCAAAAGGCCUCAGCGAUAGCUUCUGGACUAACAGCUUGUAUGCAAAGGUUGGCGGGGUAAGCCUGCGGGAGCUGGCUUUGUUGGAAGUCGAAUUUCUGAAGAGACUAGAGUGGCGCAUAGUCCCCAAGCCGGAAACCCUGGUGGAUUAUUACAAGGGGCUCGUAGAGCGUGGGCAGGGCUAUGUUCUCGAGAAAGAGCCGGACACAACUCCGGUCAUGGCGGAUUCGACAACCGUAACAGUGGACCCUGAACUAUCCGCGUCGAAAGCAGAAACCUGUGAGCCGUAG